Darwinula stevensoni is the source of this 710-nucleotide messenger RNA. NCBI's taxonomy places the organism in Eukaryota, Metazoa, Arthropoda, Ostracoda, Podocopida, Darwinulidae. The record is from the annotation of a GenBank genome assembly.
GGGAACCGGUGACAGGAGUCUAUGGGACUGGUGGUUCUGAACCUCUCUUAGUGACGACAGUAUUACUUGAGUGGAGAUUCUGCAAAAAACGUGAUCAGGGAGAUGGACUACACUUUUAUAUUGGGAGCAUACUCCUGUCUGUUCUGGACUGGUUCAGCCAUAGAAUUCCUGGAGAAUUGGGCAACGCCAAAUGGGAAGCAAUACAGGAACUCGUCGGAGGAGUUCUAUGUGGCUGACUUCGCGGAAUGCAACAUCUGCCUCUGGAAAAAGGAAUCCCAGACGCGCACCAUCCUUAUAUUCAAGGAAUUUGGCGGUUCCUGUCAGCUGGUGUACGAGAGGAAGGCCCAAUUGGUCCCACCGGAAGGGUUCCAGGCGUACGUCGAAUGAGAUGCCGAGAAUAAACAAGAGAGGAAGCAAGAGGAGCAGGAGACAGUGUAGAAAAUAUACAGGAAUGGAUUUUUCCUUUUAUUUGUCAAAUCUUGGGGAUUUCUCCUUCUAUGGAAUUAUUUGUGCUUGAAAGAAUAUACUUAAAGUCGAGGGCUCAUCGAGCACCUAUGUGCCUUCAAUUAUCUCCUCAAUUUUCUUCUCAAUUAUCUUAUGUUACAUGCCAUUGAACUUUUCUUUCAUUUUUCUUCAUUCUGAUAUGUCUGCUUGAGUCUUUCAUCCCUGUUCCCUGUUAAAGCAAGCGACACCUCAGAAAUAUAAAUGCG